GUUCGCUGAUUCGGCGCUCGGGGUGGGUGCGGAGGGGCGUGCGAGGUCCACAGCCUGGGUCGAGCGACGAGUCAUCGCCCACGAGCCCCGGGAGCGGAAGCCUUGGGGUAACUGGCUGGCGCCCGGCCUUUCCAGCGCUCUGUUGUGCUCUCGGCCACCAAGUGCGGCGGCAGCGGCGGCGGCGGCAGCGCAGGAGGAAGCCUCUUGACCCGCACUUGGAACUCUACUUUAAGAAACUCUCAAAACGAAAAAAUCAAGUCAUGGAGAAGAAUGGGAAUAACCGAAAACUUCGGGUUUGUGUUGCUACUUGCAACCGUGCUGAUUAUUCUAAACUUGCCCCAAUCAUGUUUGGCAUUAAAACGGAACCUGAGUUCUUUGAACUUGAUGUGGUGGUGCUUGGCUCUCACCUAAUAGAUGACUAUGGAAAUACAUACCGCAUGAUUGAACAAGAUGACUUUGACAUUAACACCAGGCUCCACACGAUUGUGAGAGGGGAGGAUGAAGCAGCCAUGGUGGAGUCAGUGGGCCUGGCUCUAGUGAAGCUCCCGGAUGUCCUCAACCGCUUGAAGCCGGAUAUCAUGAUUGUUCAUGGAGACAGGUUUGAUGCCCUGGCUCUGGCUACAUCUGCUGCCUUAAUGAACAUUCGUAUCCUUCACAUUGAAGGAGGAGAAGUUAGUGGGACUAUUGAUGACUCCAUCAGACAUGCUAUAACAAAACUGGCUCAUUAUCAUGUGUGCUGCACCCGAAGUGCAGAGCAACACCUGAUAAGCAUGUGUGAGGACCACGAUCGCAUCCUGUUGGCAGGCUGCCCUUCCUAUGACAAACUUCUCUCGGCCAAGAACAAAGACUAUAUGAGUAUCAUUCGGAUGUGGUUAGGUGAUGAUGUAAAAUGUAAAGAUUACAUUGUUGCACUGCAGCACCCUGUGACCACUGACAUUAAGCAUUCCAUUAAAAUGUUUGAAUUAACACUGGACGCGCUUAUCUCAUUUAACAAGCGGACCCUUGUUCUGUUUCCAAAUAUUGAUGCAGGGAGCAAAGAGAUGGUUCGAGUGAUGCGGAAGAAGGGCAUUGAGCAUCACCCCAAUUUUCGUGCAGUUAAACACGUACCAUUUGAUCAGUUUAUACAGCUGGUUGCCCAUGCUGGUUGUAUGAUUGGGAAUAGCAGCUGUGGGGUACGAGAGGUUGGAGCUUUUGGAACACCUGUGAUCAACCUGGGCACACGUCAGAUUGGAAGAGAAACAGGGGAGAAUGUCCUUCAUGUCCGAGAUGCUGACACCCAAGACAAAAUAUUGCAAGCGCUGCAUCUUCAGUUUGGUAAACAGUAUCCUUGUUCAAAGAUAUAUGGGGAUGGAAAUGCUGUUCCAAGGAUUUUGAAGUUUCUCAAAUCUAUUGAUCUUCAAGAGCCACUACAAAAGAAGUUCUGCUUUCCUCCUGUAAAAGAGAAUAUCUCCCAAGAUAUUGACCAUAUUCUUGAAACUCUGAGUGCCUUGGCUGUUGAUCUUGGAGGGACAAACCUCCGAGUUGCAAUAGUCAGCAUGAAGGGUGAAAUAGUUAAGAAGUAUACUCAAUUCAAUCCCAAAACUUAUGAAGAGAGGAUUAAUUUAAUCCUACAGAUGUGUGUGGAAGCUGCAGCGGAGGCUGUAAAACUGAACUGCAGAAUUUUGGGAGUAGGCAUUUCCACAGGUGGCCGUGUAAAUCCUCAGGAAGGAAUUGUGCUGCAUUCAACCAAACUGAUACAAGAAUGGAACUCUGUGGACCUCAGGACCCCCCUGUCUGACACUUUGCAUCUUCCUGUGUGGGUUGACAAUGAUGGCAACUGUGCCGCCAUGGCAGAAAGGAAAUUUGGUCAAGGAAAGGGACUGGAAAACUUUGUUACACUUAUCACCGGCACGGGAAUUGGUGGUGGAAUCAUCCAUCAGCAUGAGCUAAUCCAUGGAAGCUCCUUCUGUGCUGCAGAACUCGGCCACCUUGUCGUGUCUCUGGACGGGCCCGAUUGUUCCUGUGGGAGCCAUGGGUGUAUUGAAGCCUAUGCCUCUGGAAUGGCCUUGCAGAGGGAGGCAAAAAAGCUACAUGAUGAGGACCUGCUCUUGGUGGAAGGGAUGUCAGUGCCAAAAGAUGAAGCUGUGAGUGCACUUCAUCUCAUCCAAGCUGCAAAACUUGGCAAUGCAAAGGCCCAGAGCAUCUUGAGAACAGCUGGAACGGCUUUGGGUCUUGGGGUUGUCAACAUCCUGCACACGAUGAACCCCUCCCUCGUAAUCCUGUCUGGAGUCCUGGCCAGUCACUAUAUCCACAUUGUCAAAGACAUCAUCUGCCAGCAAGCCUUGUCUUCGGUGCAGGAUGUGGACGUGGUGGUUUCGGAUCUGGUGGAUCCCGCCCUACUCGGUGCUGCCAGCAUGGUGCUGGACUACACAACACGCAGGAUCCACUAGGCCUCAGGGGUGAACAUGGACGAGACUCAGGAGCGCCUUAGUGGAAUCAACUUCUCUUUUUAGAUGAACAUAUCUUAAAAAGCAAAUGUAGUAUUUAUUUAACUGCAGGCAGUGUUGGCAGAGAGUGCUUUUGCUUUUCUGUGCUUUCGGAUAUUUUCCUAAUAGUCAUUUAAGUGUAAACCUUGUAGGUUCUACUCACAACUUCUAAGCCAAUAGGAGCCACAGUAGUAGAUCCAGAAGCCUUAGGACUCUGCCUGCCAAGGUACCAUGAGACCUGUAGGCCUGCCUUGGGAUGCGAGCUUCAUGUGUGCAUUUUGGUUAACAGCCCUUCCUCCUCUAACCCCCAACUCUGAUCACAGAAGGAAAUCCAGUCAGGGAACAGGAGAAAAUCUUAACAGGAAAGGCUUAUGUACUUUUUAAAAACAGCUUUAUUGAAUUAUCUUUAAGGCAUACAAUUUAGUAAGUUUUGACUUAUUUACCUGUGAUACCAUUGCAGCAAUCAAGACAUUGGACAUUAUCUGUCACCCCCAAAUGUCUUUGAGGAAAGGUGUUAUUACUGUAGCAGAACCUGUAAGAGACUUUAGGGCUAUGAAUUAGAGUGGCCUUAGUGACCUUGUCCUUAGAGACAGCUUAUAAGCCACUAGGAUUUAGAGCCUCUGAAAGAUUAUCCCAAAGGGUCUUUGCUCCUGACAGCAGACACUUCUCCCUUUAGGAGCUUUUCAUUUUCUUUGGACUGGGGCCCCCCAAGUGUCUGUGAAGGUAGUAUAUGUGUGAGUACACCUAGAGCCCCAAUCUGAGGACCCGGAUUCUAAGAUUGUUUUAACUGAUGGCAAAACAUAAAAGUCAAAGUUCUAUUAAUUGCAAUCUAGAAGAAAUAUUAACUGUAACCAUUUAUUAAGUGCCUACUGUGUACCAGGCUCUGAACUAGGUGCUUCAUAUACAUUAUCUUAAAUUCUCAUGACGUUUGAGAUAGAUAUUUGAAUUCUCAUUUUAUAGAACUCAAGAUUACUGUGUUUAAAUGACAUACCCUCAGCUAUGGGGCUGACGAGUCAGAGAGGGUUUGAUGCGUUUUUCUGCUAAGCCACACAACACUUCAUUUCACAAACAUGUUCAAAAUGCUAAUACAUUCAAUUUAGGCUAACAAAAGCUUUAAUAAGAAUACCUGAUUUGCAAAUGACUCAAUUUAUUUUUUACCCCAUUCCUCAGCUGUGAAUUUAAUCAAAUAUUCCUUCCAUACUGUUGAAAUCUUGCCAGUACAGUAUUUGCUCUUGAUAGGUUUUUAUGAGUAUUUGUAGAUGAUCUAAAAGAUAUGAAUAUAUUUUUCAAAGAAGAACUUUUUUUAGAAAAGCCCGAAGGUUUCUAGAAUGUAUUAUUUCAGUGCUGACAGAAAAAUGAAAUUAAAGCAAUUAAUAUUGCAUUUGAGUGAUUUCCUUCCUGGUGGGUUAAUGUCAGAAAGACACGACAGCUGAGUCCUGGAACUCUGCCAGCCCUUAGUCUGCAGGGCAUGCUUUUGUUCCACAUUCCAGGAUAGCUCAGGCACCAAUGUCUGGGGUGAGGUGAACUCUGUCAUGCAGGGACAUCAAUAGGCCCAUGGUGAAACCUGUUAUCACUGUAUCCCAAGCAACUGCACUGCUACCAAGUUUCAUGCCAAAUAGGUGAAGGGAUGGAUGGUAAUGAAUCAAAAACCAAAUCUUAAGGUUUAAUUAAAUGUAUAGAAAGACUAGUAUAUUCUGACAUAAAUUAUGUUUAAAUAAUCAUUCUCUAAUUUAUUUUAAUGUAAAUAUUUUGUUGUUUUGAGCCAAA
Molecule: messenger RNA, 4232 nt
Organism: Fukomys damarensis (Damara mole-rat)
Lineage: Eukaryota; Metazoa; Chordata; Mammalia; Rodentia; Bathyergidae
Gene: Gne
Product: glucosamine (UDP-N-acetyl)-2-epimerase/N-acetylmannosamine kinase
Exons: 13
Coding region: 261-2429 (722 amino acids)
Biological process (GO): UDP-N-acetylglucosamine metabolic process
Molecular function (GO): UDP-N-acetylglucosamine 2-epimerase activity; hydrolase activity, hydrolyzing O-glycosyl compounds; N-acylmannosamine kinase activity
Source: RefSeq, a predicted model, not a curated record